Molecule: messenger RNA, 3232 nt
Organism: Ostrinia nubilalis (European corn borer)
Lineage: Eukaryota; Metazoa; Arthropoda; Insecta; Lepidoptera; Crambidae
Gene: DNApol-eta
Product: DNA polymerase eta
Exons: 8
Coding region: 147-2555 (802 amino acids)
Biological process (GO): error-prone translesion synthesis; response to radiation
Cellular component (GO): site of double-strand break; nucleus; replication fork
Molecular function (GO): damaged DNA binding; DNA-directed DNA polymerase activity
Source: RefSeq, a predicted model, not a curated record
UGAUUGAAAAGCUUUUUUCGCGCUUUUUUAAAAAAUCAUUGUACACUUAUAAAUCCAUUUAAAUAUUGUAAAGAAAUGAAUUAAGAUGACUAAGCUUUUAUAAAAAACCUAUAGAUCUGAAGGAAACUUAGUAAACAUAAGUAAUAAUGGCGCAAGAGAACCGGGUUGUUGUGCUGAUCGACAUGGAUUGUUUUUAUUGCCAAGUAGAGGAAAAACUGAAUCCAGAGCUGGCAGGGAAACCUAUAGCUGUUGUGCAGUAUAACCCCUGGAAGGGUGGCGGGAUUAUAGCGGUAAACUAUGUGGCUAGAGCGAUGGGAGUGACACGUCACAUGAGGGGAGAUGAGGCCAAGGAGAAAUGUCCAGAAAUUCAGCUCCCUUCAGUACCCUGCCAGAGAGGCAAAGCUGAUAUUUCGAAGUAUAGAGAUGCUGGUAAAGACGUGGCUAAAGUAUUACAGAAGUUUACUACUUUGCUGGAGAGGGCUUCUAUAGAUGAAGCCUAUUUGGAUAUAACUGCUCCUGUACAAGAAAGGCUAAAAACUAUAAAUGUGAACUCUGUAACAACAGAUCUUAUCCCAAACACAUAUGCACUGGGGUAUGACAGUGUGGACCAAUUCAUAGACGAUAUCCACAACUGUGGUUGUGACUCCAUUGACUUUGACUAUGAGCAUGCAAAAGAGCUGUUAGUUGGGGCAAUUAUUGUGAGCGAAAUUAGAGCAGCUGUGUAUGAAGAAACUGGUUACAGAUGUUCAGCUGGAAUAGCACAUAACAAAAUCCUAGCAAAACUUGUUUGUGGCAUGAACAAACCCAACAAACAAACCAUUUUGCCUAAACAUUCUGUGAAUAUGCUGUACAGUACUUUAUCAGUGAAGAAGGUAAAACACCUUGGGGGAAAAUUUGGAGAUACUGUUUGUGAUCUUUUAAAAAUAAAAAACAUGAUUGACCUACAAGUUUUUACUGAAAAAGAUUUGCAAGCUAAGUUUGAUGAAAAAAAUGGGACAUGGCUCUACAAUAUAGCUAGAGGAAUUGAUUUAGAACCAGUACAGGCAAGAUUCAACCCAAAAAGUAUAGGUUGCUGUAAACAACUUAGAGGAAAGAGUGCUCUUGUGGAUUUAGAUAGCCUGAAAAAGUGGCUCACCGAUCUGGGCGACGAAAUUGAAGACCGACUAGAGAAGGAUGCGCUGGAAAAUAACAGAACACCAAAGCAGAUGGUUGUGAGCUUCUCUACAUCACUGCCUGAUGGAAGAGAUAUCAGCAGUUCCAGAUCAUAUAACUUUAUAGCUGAAGAUGAACUAUGUGGAGAGCUGUUUACUAAAAAGGCAUUGGAAUUAGUUUUGGAUACUACAGAGGGAUUAAAGAUUAAAGAUGCUGAGGGAAAUCGACGAUUAAAGGCGCCAAUAAAAUUUCUAGGAAUUAGUGUGGGAAAAUUUGAGGAUAACACAGAAAGCAAAAAAACAAAACGAAUAGUUGACUAUUUUUGUGCUGGUCCAUCUAAAGAUGCAGCCAAAACAAAGGAAAAUGAUAAGACCAAUGAUAAAGCUCUUACUGCUGAUAAGAAACCAAUAAAUAAAAAUGAAGCCAAAGAAUAUAUUUUAAACAAAUUUUUCCAAAUCACAAAUAAAACACUAAAUAAAGAACCGACGGCACAUGUUAAUAAAAAUGACGAUAGUAAAGAAGUUGUUGUAGAAUCAACCCUUGAGAAACAAGAAUCGUUUUUUGCAAAGUUCCUUAAUAAAAAUACAACUCAAUUUACUGAAGAUCCUACACCCUCUGUAACUGAAUCUGCUAAGAAAAUUCAUCCACCAACGCCUGUUUGUGAUGUAAUCAACUGCGGCGAUAAUAGUAAUGAUACUGCAUAUUCAGGGUCCACAAUUAAUGAGGAAAUCAACAAAAGUGUUGCUCUGUUUGAAGAAGAUCCUGCUGAUGUAGAUCGCGUUAGUAAUAUGAGGCAACUACUAAAUUCAACAAUGAUACCAGACGUCAUGGAAACCAAUGAAGUACCUGACAAUGAAGAAUCUCAUGGUGAUGAUGCUACUGAUAUGAAUACAGAUACAGAGCCAAAUAACCUAAUAGAUACAAUAACUUGUUCAGAAUGUGGUAAGACUAUCGAAAUGGAUAAAUUUGACACGCACGCUGAUUACCAUCUCGCGCUGAGGCUUAGAGAUGAAGAGAGGCAUCAAGUACGAUUAGAAAGGAAAGAAAGAUUUGCAGAGAAAACAGUAUCACAAAACCCAGAAUCUAAAACCAAAAUACCUGUUACAGAUCAGUCGAAUGAUAAAGUUGAACCAACAUCUAUAGCCAGCUUUCUUGUGAAGAUUGAUAAUACAACUCCAUCAGAAAGGUGUUCAGAGUGUGGUAAAAGAGUGCCUAUAGAAAAAAUCUCAGAGCAUUCAGAUUUCCAUGAAGCACAAAGAUUAAGCAGAGAGCUCAAUAAAAAACCCAACCCUAUACUAAUCACAGGGAGUGCUGUAAAAAGAAAAAGGAAAUCUGCAUCUCCAGUUAAAAAGCCUAAAGUACCAUGUAAAUCAAUAGCAUCUUUCUUUAGAAGCUCAGAUUGAUAUUAAUACAUCACUAAUGAACUAACAAAUGCAUAUCAUUUAUUGCUUUCCCCAAUAAAAUAAUUUGCGUUAAUUUACAAGACAUUAUGACUUUCGUCUAAAAGAAGUUUAUAGCAACAACAAUAAACAAAAAUAACAAUGUUAUAGCCUGACCAGGAACAUAAAAACCCUCGCCAUGUUGCGGAAAACUAAUGGUACUAAUUUCUUUUAAUGGCAACAGUAACUGAAAACUUCAUUGACAUGUCACCUUGCAUGUCAGUCUAUUGCUGUCAAAGUGUAAACAAACUUUAUUUUAAAUGUGCGCAAUUGAUUUUGUGAAUGAAAUUGCUAAAAUCUUUUUAUAGUCGUGAAAGAAAAGUGGUUCACAAUGUGUUAAAGUAUUUGUCGAAGAGAAAUACCAAGGGUUGGACAAUAUUUUCAUUGAAUAAUGUUUCCAACAAAGGUUGUCAAAUUGACUGACAUGUUUAUCGUAUAGUAGGUACAGUCCACUAUGAAAAUUAGCUGUGGUUUGUUUCAACUACCUAUUUUAAAGUUUUUGUCACUUUCUAAGUGUUGAAUUUUAUGGAAUUGGGAAAGAAGUACCGAGUUUAAAGCGUUCAUGAGCAGACAUUGCAGUUGAAUAUUCAAGUUCUGAAUUUGAUUAUUGAUGAAUAAUAAAAUAAAUCCUACUAGCUCGA